Messenger RNA from Peronospora matthiolae, 639 nucleotides. The record is from the annotation of a GenBank genome assembly. NCBI's taxonomy places the organism in Eukaryota, Oomycota, Peronosporomycetes, Peronosporales, Peronosporaceae.
AUGGUUCUGAAACUUAUGCAAUUUGCUACUGUAGCAGCGAGAAAAGCGGCUGCACGCAUGCGUGCAGCCGAAGACAGUUCUAUUCACGCCUCAGCAGCAGGUGAUUUGUCGCUUGUUGUUGUGAACAGUCCACGUGGUGAGUCACUACGUGCGACAGGUACAUCCGCUGCGUCUGCAGCGGGUGAGGCGAAUCGCCAAGCAGAUGAGUCUGAGAUGGAGCUCAUCUACGCUGGCGAGUCGGAUGGUGCAUCCGAAUCGAAGACGACAACACACGCCUCCGGAUCAUCCGGGGCGGACACUUUAAGAGCCAGGUUGACUGGCUCCGGCAAGCGUGACGGCGUCAUGCUCAAGAUCUUCGGAUCGAGCGAUCAUUCCGACGAAUUCUCGCCUUACGCAACAAAAUACGCGAGGGACCGAGCUGCCACUGGUGUCAGUCCUCAUGCUGACACCAAUCAAGAGGCCAGGAACCGAAAUGUGCUGUGCCACGCUCCACAAGUGGAGUCUCCGUGGAUGCCUUCAUCCAAAGAGUUGGACCGGUUGGCCGGCAUGGCCACCGAAAGGGACCAAAUCCCGUUGUUGGACUGUAGGAGGGCUUGCUCUCCUAGCUCCAGCACGGAAACUAUCCGUGCUGAGAAAUAG